AUGGAUGGAUGGAAGGACGCGAGCGAGUGGGUGGGAAUUGCUGCUGUAUUGGUCGUGCCGUAUGGCUUCUGCGCGGAUUACGGCAAAUCAAUUAAUGCUGUCGACGAGUACUUGGAAGCGCAGGGGCGCCGUCGAAAGGACGUGGCUGGCGAUGGGGCAUGCUUGUUCCGCUGCUUCUCCUUUGCCCUCUUCCACACAGAACACUUGCACAUGCGCAUGAGACGCGUCGCCCUGGACCACAUGCGCCAACACCGUCACGACUUUGAACCCUUUAUGGAAAAGGCGUGGGACCAGUACAUGCUGGAGAUGUCGGGCCCAAAAGUGUGGGGUACGCAACUGGAACUGCAGGCGCUGGCAGCAGCAUGUAACCUUGCUGUGGUCAUCUUUGCUGCACAGCCAACGCCCCACGUCAGCCAUGCUGGCAGUGCCACUGGCGUGAUUGAGCUCUGCUAUUGGAACAACAACCACUACGAUAUCGUGUAUCCUAUUUCCUUCUUCGACACCGCCGAAACCAUCUAUUCCGUCAUGCGCGACAUCGUGCAGCGCGUCACAGGCCUGCCGCCAAGUGCACCCCGUCCAUUUUACCGAGCAGAGCCCAACCUUGCAGUCCCAGGCGGGCACAAGCUGGCGGUUGGAUCUGCAUGUGCAGUGCGACUCAAAGAAUCAGCAUCUCGCCUCACACGCGCCACCAUCACACGUAUCAACGCAGCGCACGCAACAGUCCAGCUCGAGAACGGCGACGAACAUGACGUCAACUUGCAUGACCUCGUUCGCAUUGAGAAGGACCUCGCCGCAGGUGUACGCGUGUACAAGAAGAAGAACAAGAGCAACGGUGCAAUGGGCAAGAAAGGCAACAGCAACACCAACAACCACGACGAAGAUGAUGAUGACGACGACGACGACUUGGCGAGAAAAUAUUCAGCGGCACCUUCGCCAUCCCACCGCGCGCGUGUGGCGGCAGCAGCAGAGCAGCCCUGCGAAGCAAGUGGUGGUGGUGGCGGUGAUGGUGGAAGGAGGACCGUGAUUGGUGGCCAUGGUGAGGAUGGUAGAAACAACAUCGACAGUGGUGGUGAUGUUGGGGACGGCAAUGACGGCGAAGCGUUGGUGGGGAAAGAGAAGAAACAGAAAGUGGGCAAGAAGAAGAAAAAGAAGAAACAAAAGCAGGUGCUACUGAAGCUGUAA
This is a messenger RNA of Salpingoeca rosetta, 1182 nucleotides long. RefSeq lists its product as uncharacterized. The record is from RefSeq and is a predicted model, not a curated record. The transcript has 9 exons. NCBI's taxonomy places the organism in Eukaryota, Choanoflagellata, Craspedida, Salpingoecidae. Gene Ontology annotation, biological process: protein deubiquitination. Gene Ontology annotation, molecular function: cysteine-type deubiquitinase activity. The coding region runs from base 1 to 1182 and encodes 393 amino acids.